This is a messenger RNA of Saccostrea cuccullata (small rock oyster), 712 nucleotides long. RefSeq lists its product as uncharacterized. NCBI's taxonomy places the organism in Eukaryota, Metazoa, Mollusca, Bivalvia, Ostreida, Ostreidae. The record is from RefSeq and is a predicted model, not a curated record. The coding region runs from base 131 to 712 and encodes 193 amino acids. The transcript has 5 exons.
GCACGUUUGCAGAAAAAGGGGACAUUAUCACGUGACCUGAAGUCGGCCAUGUUGUUAGAACAGGAUUCAUUGUUAAUGGAAAACGUAUUUUAGGAGUGAGCUGUACAUUCACCUAACGAGUCACUGGAGGAUGAUGGAGGAAGAUGGGACCAAUGGAGAAAUUGACUAUAGCCCAAAGGAUAUCAAAGAUUCAGUCCUCCAGCCGACUCUAACACCCAAUGGUGACGUUAACCAUGAUCCAGUGGAGACCAAGGGUCCCUCCCUACAACAGAGUCUGGCAACCCGAAAAGUCAUCCAACUCAAGAUAGACAAUCCCUUCGUCAAAAACGGUGAUUUGGAGGAGGAUGCUGAUGAUCCAUUCUGUAUAAAACCAUCUGUAAACAACUGUAAAAAUGACACAAAGGAAGAAUCGUACAAAGGUGAAGACACUGAAGCACCCAUUGAAGAAGAUCCUUCUUCCUUGAAUAAAGACAGUGAGGCACCAAUUGAAAAUCCAUCUUCCGUGGAUGAGGUUGACAAUGUUAGCUCACCUGUUGUCAAUUCAAUGCUGAUGGAAUCUGAGAACCUGCUGAAUAAAACAAUUUCAUCAAAUGAAUCAAGUCUAGACUCCCUUGUUUCAAAGGAUAAGUUUCUGCCAAAUGAAAACAGUGACACAGAUGAAAAUGGAGGAGUUAAACUUGACCGAAGAGAAAAACAUUCCAAGUGUCGAUGA